AUGGUAUACAUGAGCAGCAGCCGCAUUGCAAAUGUCGGAUUCGGCCCCCCUGACCAGAAUCCCAGCAAAGCCAGUCGUGCAUGUUGUGAAGUUGGAGCUGACGGAGUGCCUAGUAAUCCUGGUGGCAAAGAACUGCCCGUCAUGAUGAAGCAUGUGCAUUCAUUGCAAGCUGCCAACAUUGCUUCUUCACCCCGUGAAGCUUCUCGUUCACGUCGCAUCACAGAUCAUCAAGCACCAUCCUUCCAACCUCUGGCUCACCCAACACAUUCACCCGCAACAUCGACACCAGUAGACGACAUCGCCACUGAACUAUUUGCCAUCACCCUAAGCAACAACAAGGCCGAUCCAGAUAGUCAUAGCAAACUCUGGGUUUCCCGAUCAGAAGUUCAACGGGAUAAGGGCAAAAGCUACUCUCUGGAUGCCACAGCUAAUCUAGUGUCUGGACUCACUUUGGAUGAUACGCAAUAA
Molecule: messenger RNA, 468 nt
Organism: Suillus plorans
Lineage: Eukaryota; Fungi; Basidiomycota; Agaricomycetes; Boletales; Suillaceae
Exons: 3
Coding region: 1-468 (155 amino acids)
Source: RefSeq, a predicted model, not a curated record